CUUUCAGAAGAUGUAGUGGACAUCAUCUGUUUCAUGAUCACCAAUUACUUAUUCCAAGAAAGCUCUUCUCCAAGGGUGGGAUUUCUGAAGCUUUUCCUAUGUUUUUAAUGGAAGACUUCCUUGGGAAAAGCAGGUGGAAUAGCCAUAUGGCACAAUCCUUGCCUCAUCUGACCCACCCAAAAGCAAAGCAAUUAGGAAUCAGAUUGUCCACCAUUAAAUGGGAGCACUCGGGAUUACUGACAUGCUGUGUUACCCACUUUCUGUAACAACAAAUGGUAUCAUGUGACACAUUUUGCUUCUCUCAGCUAUUUGCUUACCAGCCCUAAUGGUUUCCUGUAAUCACGAGUCAUGUUCCUUUCUCAUGGAAGAAAAACCCAGUGCUUCUUAUACAGAUUUGGCAAUCCCUCAUUUCUCUACUGCACUAACGGUUUAAAAUGUCUGUUUGUUUAUUUCUUCUUUCAUUUGCAAUGUGAAUUGGAGAUUUGAGCUUUCCUUGAAUUUUGAGACCCAGGAAAGGUAGCAAGCCAGCCACAAAGACAUAUUCUCCCUGGCUCACAUUUAUUUCCCCCCUGUAGAUGAGGAGCCUUCCGCUUCUCAAGAAAUGCCGAGAUUUUGCAAAUCUUCAGUUAGGCCUCCCCUUUCCUACUGUGACCCAGAGUUCCUUUAUCCUGUGAAGAUAACAAAGGGGACUGCCCCUUCAGUAGGAGCCUCCCCUUGUGUAUCAUUAACAGAGAGAACAUUUUCAGGGAUUGCCAAACAAGAAAUCAGCAAUUGCACCUUGAGGCUUCUUACCCUUCACUACAUUUCUGUCAGUGCCACUUUGCUGAUCCUGCAGGAUAAAAUCAUCCUACCAUAGAAGACUGCGGUUCGGUGCAGAGCGCUGUGCCUCCCAAAUGUUGUGCAGAACUGCCCAAGCAUUUAUCACAGCAGCUGCACAUUUCUCUGUGCAACUGGCAGAUGUGCUCUCAGCAUUGCCAACGUGCCUUUAGCCUCCCUAAUGGAUGUGCCACAGUGUUAUGACAGUGAUUGACGACACAAUUACAAUUUUGCUUUCACCUGCCAAGAGUGCCAUAAGAAAGGCUUCACAAUCCCUCUGAGGUGAGAGAUGUACAUGUGAUUGAAAAUCCAUUGCUUGCAUAGGGGAUGAGGAAGUUAUCCUGAAGACUAACUCCCCCCAUGAUGUGUCUUUCCAGAAGAAUGGGAAGCCUUGCUACUCUACUUCUUUGGACAUCAUAUCCAUCUGUUUUGUUCUCCCUUAUGCAUGUUGCAGUGUAGUUUCAAGGUGAUUUGUCACUGCUUUUUUCUGAUUUUCUAAUAUGCAAAGGUAUAAAGCCUCUUUUUAAAAUGUUGACAAUUCAGUUCUUGGUAUUUCCCGCCAGAUGGCACCAUCUCAUACAUUUAUUUUAAUUGCUCAGUAAAUACAUCAGUGUAUUUACUGAGCACACUUCCCUUCCAGACAGAUUGGAUUACAAUUACUGCAAUUUCCAAACAGGAUUGGAAUUGGGCAUGUUGGCUAAGAACUAUGAAGAGACUGAUGAAGACACCUGGAUCUCAUUAGAAUAAGAAAGGCCGGCAGAUGCACUUUUGCAAUGACUUUGAAGUCUUAAAUAGUACCAAAGGCAAACUCAGUUUCCAACCUAGAAUUGAAAGAAUUUUGCCCUAGGGCCUAGGGCCUUUUGUCACUUGCACCAAUGUCAGCAUGAACAUGUCUCAGCAACCUCUUUUUUUCUGCUCUGUCCCCAUGACAUGCCUUCAUCUCAUCCUCAAUUUAUGCCUCAGGAUACAACUGCUGCUUGGAUUUCAAUAUUGCAUUGCUGAGCAAGCCACUUUCUCUACCCAAUUUGAUUACGCCAAGGAUUUUAGUCAGUGCAAAAUGCAGUUAUCCUCAAGCAAAGCAAAUGGUCUUCCUCAAGAUUCAAUUGAAAAAGGAAGAAAUUUCAAGAUCAUUACUGAAAUAGUACAGAAUAAUGAUGAAUUCACUUGGUCUCAGAUUUAUCCAGGAGGGCAUACCUUGACUAAUACGUUCGUUAUUGGCAAGGAAUCAGAAAUGGAGACAGUAGGAGGCAAAAAAUUCAAGGCAAUAGUUAGAAAAGAAAAUGGCAAAGUGACUGCUGACUUCCCAAACUACCACUAUACUGCAGAAAUCGCUGGGGAUAAACUUAUUGAGGUUUCUACAGUUGGUGAUAUAACCUUCAAAAGAAUCAGUAAGAAGCUGUCAUAAGAGAUUACUUGGAGAAGAAAUAAUCCAGUCCUUAGCCAUAUUGGAAAAUGAACAAAGUUAUAUAAAGUGAUAAAUCUUCCUCUAAGUCUGCUUUUUGCUUUGCAAACAAAUAAAAUACAUCUUUUAUUA
Pantherophis guttatus is the source of this 2350-nucleotide messenger RNA. It is a transcript of the gene FABP6, whose product is annotated as fatty acid binding protein 6. NCBI's taxonomy places the organism in Eukaryota, Metazoa, Chordata, Lepidosauria, Squamata, Colubridae. The record is from RefSeq and is a predicted model, not a curated record. Gene Ontology annotation, molecular function: lipid binding.